Sipha flava (yellow sugarcane aphid) is the source of this 2159-nucleotide messenger RNA. Its product is annotated as heterogeneous nuclear ribonucleoprotein L-like. Gene Ontology annotation, cellular component: nucleus. Gene Ontology annotation, molecular function: mRNA binding. Gene Ontology annotation, biological process: regulation of RNA splicing. The coding region runs from base 639 to 1820 and encodes 393 amino acids. The transcript has 6 exons. NCBI's taxonomy places the organism in Eukaryota, Metazoa, Arthropoda, Insecta, Hemiptera, Aphididae. The record is from RefSeq and is a predicted model, not a curated record.
CUUAACAAAUUAAUUUUUUAGCAAUGAAGUAAAAAAUCUAAUAUAAUAAUUAUCGCUUUAUCAGUGUGCGUGUAUUCCAUAAAAUAUAGGUAAAUGUUGCAUUUUUCAUAAGACACAAUAAAGCGCUAUUGGGCGCUUUAAAGCAGUUUUGCUUUACCUGUGUGUGGUCACCUUAAGUUGUACAUUGCCGCAUAAUAUUACGCUUCUCUAAAUUUUGUGUGUUGAAAUCACGGCUCUACAAGGGGGCAAUACACCUUUACAAGGCCACUCAAUCCCUAGAAUUUAUCUUCCUAAAAUGCAGGACAAACGAUCAUGUAACGGUAAAUCAUAUUUGAGUCAUACAUUAAUUUUGAACUACCGAAACAUUUACUUAAGCAUAAAUAAUAUUUGCGGUUUAAAACGAAAAGCGAACGUAAUGUAUUUUAUAAUUUUCUUAUAUCAGCCACUUGCUAAAUAGUUCAAUAAAUGUCGGAUUGUUGAAACCAUGAAAACGUAUAUGUUUACUCUGAUAGCCUAUUGAAUUUUAUUCGAAGAUUUCUAUGUUAAUUGCACACGUUUUCACGAUUUAAAACGGUCGUUUUAAAAUCGUUGAUCUUUUCGUUCUAAUUGACUCAAAACUACUAUAUUCUACUCCUACGAUGGAUAGAUAUGAGCAGGAAAAUAGUCGAAGCUCAUUGUUGUGCUCUGCACACCGUCGAUGCGGCCAGUGUAGUCGCCAUCGGUUUCAUGACGAAAGCCGACAGUUAGAAUCAACCGGACGCCAUUUUAGCAGAGAAAACAUUUACAGAAACCAUGAGGUACGGUCAAGGAGAGUACAAUGGAUCGCCAGACAGCCCGAAUCAGUCAGCGGAGAUUCUUCUGUGUCGCAUUGCCACAGGCCAAAUUCGUCUUGGAGGCGGCGCGCGGUACCAGGAAGAACACUGCUUGUACACGGAUUGGGAAACGAAAUUAAUUGUGAUAUGGUGUUUAAUAUGUUCUGUCUUUAUGGCAAUGUGACGGCCGUGAAGAUACUAAGUCAUAGACAAGUUCUCGUCGAGCUAAACAACGUCGAGGCUGCCGAACGUUGCGUGUCCAACCUGCACUUGUUGCCGUUGAAUCAGAAGAACAAAUUAAAAGUCAAGUAUUCCAAACAUGCUUAUAUAAAUGACCAAAAAACGCUGAUCAAAUUGUCGGACGGAACGCCAACACAAAAAAAUUACAUUAUCAGCAAAUUUAACCGAUUUUCGAGCAAAAACAAAAUUAUCAAUGAACGUCGAAUUGCAGCUCCGUCAAAGAUUUUGCAUUUCUUCAACGUACCAGUGGACAUAAGCGGCUCGAAGAUUCGCACGGCAGUGAUAAAUGCCCUCGGAUGCAACGACGCGAUCCGAUCAAUAACAAUUCUACCCCAAAAGCAGCCCCGCGCUAAAUUUUCAACGGGCCUUUUGGAAAUGAAAAGUGUCGACUUGGCGGCUAAAGCUAUAAUGUUGUUGAAUCAUAUGAAAUUAGAAUCGUCAAGAUCCGAAUUCCCGUUCUGGUUUAAAUUAUGUUUUUCGAAAUGGUCGGAUAUGCGGCAGAAGUCCGCGGACUCGUCAGUCCUGAUUUUCAAAGCCACACCACGCAGAGCGUGGCUGUUUCAUAGAUCUGAACAUGACAUGCCCACGGUAGAAUUUAAGGUAUCACGGAUAAACCGAGUAACCAACGACGAUUACCCUUGGACGCUAUGGGAUAUGAGGGAACAUGCGACGGAGGCCAUCAACCCUGAAGCCAGAAUCUCCGUGGAUAUCGAGUAUGAUGGACCUAGUGGUCAGGGCGAUACGUUGCAAGACCCCCCGUUGUAUUAGACAGGACCGAUAGUUGAUGCGUAAACAUCCAAAAAAUAAUUUUUUUAAUUCAUCUCGAUCACGAUGCAUUUUUGAUAAAAUAAAGUAUAACUAUGCAUGAUAUAUUUACUUAUUUUACAUAAAAAUUACAUGGACGAGAUUUUUCUCGCCAUUGAAUAUACCGAACGAAUGACGUUUAUCCAACACAUGUAAAAAUAUCAGCAAUAGAUAUUAGGUAAUAUUCUAUGCGCAGAAGUGCUUUUUAUAAUAGGUGGCAUAUUGAACAAAUUGUCUAGUUAUGUAUGUGUGCAGGCCCGUGCGCAGGAUUUCAUAAUGAAGUGGGUUUUGAAAAAAAAAUGU